GCCGCUGGCGGCGCUGCCGAGCCCCGCAUCCCGCUCUGCCAGAAGAUGUGAAAAUGGCGGAGCUGCAAAUGCUUCUGGAGGAGGAGAUUCCAGCGGGACGAGGCGCCCUUCUGGACAGCUUCACCAACUUGGAAAGAGUAGCGGAGUACUGCGAAAGCAACUAUGUCCAGUCUCCAGACAAGCAGAGGGCGCUGGAGGAGACCAAGAACUACACGACCCAGUCCCUGGCCAGCGUGGCCUACCUGAUCAACACGCUGGCCAACAACGUGCUGCAAAUGCUCGACAUCCAGGCGUCGCAGCUGCGCCGCAUGGAGUCCUCCAUCAAUCACAUCUCGCAGACGGUGGACAUCCACAAAGAGAAAGUAGCGCGGCGAGAGAUCGGCAUCCUCACCACCAACAAGAACACCUCGCGCACGCACAAGAUCAUCGCCCCGGCCAACCCCGAGAGGCCCGUCCGCUACAUCCGCAAACCCAUCGACUACAGCUCGCUGGACGACAUGGGCCACGGCGUCAAGUGGUUGCUAAGGUUUAAGGCCAGCGCUCAAAACAUGAAAACCGGAGGAGGCGCCCUCCCUCGCACCAACCCCCCCACACAGAAGCCCCCCAGCCCGCCCAUGUCGGGGAAGGGGACCCUCGGGCGCCACUCCCCCUUCCGGACGCUCGAACCGGUGCGUCCUCCCGUCGUCCCUAACGACUACGUCUCGAGCCCGACGCGCAACACGGCGCCCCCCCGGCAGAGCCCCGCACGCACCGCCUCCGUUAAUCAGAGGAACCGCACGUACAGCAGCAGCGGGAGCAGCGGAGGAAGCCACCCCAGCAGCAGUCGCAGCAGCAGCCGAGAGAACAGCGGCAGCGGCAGCGUGGGCGUGCCCAUCGUCGUGCCGACUCCCGCCCCACCCACAGUCUUCCCAGGUUCAGCCCCUCUCCCAUCUAACACGGCCAAAUCUCCCCCUAACACCGCCACCACCCCCGGGCCACCUCCUUCCGUCCUAGACAGCCCACAACAGGUCCCUAACCCCUCUGUAGAGAUCCCGCCUGUGCCCCCACCCCCUCCUCAGCUUCCUGCCUCCGUGGCCCCCUCAGGCACCGGCCCCGCUUCUUAUGGCAACCCCGCACAAGGAGUCUCCGCCGCCCCCUGGCGUCGCCCGUCCCCAGGCGCACCUCAGUUCUACAGCACAAACCGCCCGGCGCAGCAGCAGGAGCCCCAGAACCCCCAGGUCGGGGGGUCCCUACCGUUCCGCCGGCCCUCGUCGGUCACGGGCCGGCCCGACACGGCCCACCCCAACCACAGCCAGCCGAACGGGGGUCCGCACUUUGCCCAAAACCAAGUUUCGGACCCGCCGCCGCCCGCCGACGAGCCGGAGUUCGAGGAGCCCGGCCCGCCCCCGCCUCCGCCCGAGGACUACGAGGACGAGGAGGAGGAAGAGGAGUCGGCGGUGGUGGAGUACACAGACCCGUACGCCGAGGAGGACCCGCCAUGGGCCCCGCGCAGCUAUCUGGAGAAAGUGGUGGCCAUUUACGACUACACCCGCGACAAAGAGGACGAGCUGUCCUUCCAGGAGGGCGCCAUCAUCUACGUCAUCAAGAAGAACGACGACGGCUGGUUCGAGGGCGUGAUGAACGGCACCACGGGUCUCUUCCCUGGAAACUACGUGGAAUCCAUCAUGCACUACGCCGACUGAGCGGCCCUCUUCCGACGGGAGCGGGCGGAGCCUCGGAUCGGACGGAGCGAAGCCGCUCUAAAGGACACGACAAACCGAGGUCGUCGUUCGGACAUAGCCGUCGCCACGGCAAAACGACC
This is a messenger RNA of Poeciliopsis prolifica (blackstripe livebearer), 1801 nucleotides long. RefSeq names its product abl-interactor 2b (gene abi2b). Gene Ontology annotation, cellular component: lamellipodium. The transcript is spliced from 11 exons. Lineage: Eukaryota; Metazoa; Chordata; Actinopteri; Cyprinodontiformes; Poeciliidae. Gene Ontology annotation, molecular function: SH3 domain binding. The coding region runs from base 54 to 1682 and encodes 542 amino acids. The record is from RefSeq and is a predicted model, not a curated record.